Messenger RNA from Esox lucius (northern pike), 6173 nucleotides. It is a transcript of the gene tp53bp1, whose product is annotated as tumor protein p53 binding protein, 1. Gene Ontology annotation, biological process: DNA damage checkpoint signaling; positive regulation of transcription by RNA polymerase II. The coding region runs from base 315 to 5897 and encodes 1860 amino acids. NCBI's taxonomy places the organism in Eukaryota, Metazoa, Chordata, Actinopteri, Esociformes, Esocidae. Gene Ontology annotation, molecular function: histone binding. Gene Ontology annotation, cellular component: nucleus. The transcript has 29 exons. The record is from RefSeq and is a predicted model, not a curated record.
AAUGGUUGUUGCAAUCGUAGCCACGGCUAGCUAGCUAAUUAUUUUAGCAAUAUACCGUUUCUAAUAAGGUCGUCAUGCAUUGCCGUUUUUGCAUUCAUGGAUUAGCUACCUGUAGUUAGAUCACAAUAAUUUGCUGUGUUUUCAGUUCACGUGGCCGGUAGCCAACCCAGUGUAACUUAGCUAGACCAUUGACAAAAUUGUUCUAUCGCUGCUUGCAAAUUAUUUUGUUGUGGUCUUCUACCUAGCUUGUUUGCUAGCUAUUUAUCUCGCAGCUACGCUACCUGCUGUGCUGUCCUUGCAUGCCCUAGCCCGCGAUGGACCCUGGCGGAAGUGCCCUGGAUUCGAGUCUGCCCCAGCCCGACAACCCAUGCCUGAUUGUGGAGGACUCUCAGCCUGACAGUGCGGCAUUGGAGGACGAUCCAGAUAGCAGCUACCGCGCCCUGCUCGCCCGCCGCCUGUCCAGCCUGCAGCCGGCCACAUCCCACAGCCCUGUACUGGUACGUAGCACGGAGUUGAUCUCCUCUCCGACAGGAGGCAGAUGCUCUGAGACUGACAGCCAAUCAGAGAGGAAUCAGAAAAACAACCACAACAUGCCAGUCAACCAAGAGGGAAGUCAAGUCCUAGACGUUUGUUCCGUCCCCAGUACAAAAAGGUGUGGUACAGGAGACGUGGCUGUUGAGUCUGGGGCUGACUCCACUACACAUUGCGCCCCGUCUGAAGGAGAGUCCCAGUUUGGCUUUCUGGAGCUUUCUGAGAGUCAGGGUCUGGGUGAAGUGGUGGGGAACAGUCAGGAAGAGGAGGGGGCUACUACAGCCCAGACAGACACCAAGAGACACGACAAGCCAGCUGAACAGAAGAACAUGAUAAGGAUGCCUUCAGGGAUUGAGGACAGCAAAAUGAAGAGGUCAGAAGUGAGCUCUAGCAGCUCAUUGGAGACCCUGGAUCAGGCAGGCCGGGAACUGAACGUCCAGUCUUUGCUCCAUUCACAGGGCAUGCAUGCCUCAGAGAACCAGGAUCCCAGCAGGGAUGACUCUGAGCUGCUCUCCUCUCAGGAGGACCUCUUCGAUGCUGACCGGACAGGCACAGGGGUGGACAGUACUGUGUCAGAGCCAGAGAACAAAGGCGUGCCCACCCUGACCCCUGCCCACACCCUACGUCUGCUGCACCUUUCUGGGCACGGCACCCUGGUGCAGGAGAGCCUCUCCCAGAACUCUGUUGACUUUGUUGCCGCCACCCAGGACAAUUUAAGUCAAACACCUUUUAUUGUCCCCAAUUCACCAACAGGUCAAGGAAAUGAGCAGGGUGCUGACGAACCAAUGGACACUUCUCUGCCUCCAGAGGACCAAUCGGAUGGCAAAAUGGAGGAGCCAAUGGACAUGGAUCCAGCUCCUAAGCCACUCCCCUUAGCCUCCACCCCAGUAUCCCAAAGUUCCCCUGGUUCUGUGUUGGACAGGAGCCUGUCUCUGCCCUCCCAGCCGGAGCUCUCUCAUGAUGUGUUUGUCCCAACCCAGAGCCAAGAGGCUGAAAGCAGCAUCACAGCUCCUCAAGUGGUGGACAGUAAGGAAGUGACAUCAUCCCGACCCACAGCGCUGGAGUCAAGCUCGCCCAAGGCUGCCUCCCCACUUAAAGCUCCCACAUCAACCCGCUCUGACCACUCGGUGACCGAGUCCUUCCAACUGGAGCUGUCACUGAAUACACAGAGCUACUGUUUGGCCCAGGAGGCCCCGGGGCAGGAUGGGGGGAAGGAUGUUGAGGAGGACAGCCAGGCAACACAGAUAGAAGGUCUGGGAGGAACUCUGGGGAUGGACACCAGUGACUCUGUGAUGUCACUGAACACUCAGAAUAAUGGAAGUAAUGGGGUUCCCUCUGACCCUCAGAACACUGCUGUUCUUCAUGUGCCUGUCCCGAUGAAUACUAGCGUUGAACGUCCCAGUAGAGAGGAAUGCAAUUCUCUGGAUGAGUCUGACACACAGAAACCGACAACAUUGAAUGUACACGACAUGAAUGUAGGCAGCGGCAGUAUUAAUGUGACCAAAACCAAUUGUUCUCAGAAGCGGGUGGCCAGCGCCACUUCCCCGUCCCGUCCCUCAACUCCUUCCACUCAACAGAAUCUUGAAACUAUAGACAUAUCAACCCCUAGCAGCUGUGUGCAGGAGACGCCUUCCUCCUCAAACAGCGCCCCCUGUAGUUUGGCCUCCCAGUCUCAAUCAGUUUUUUCACGGAUGUCUCAUGGGGGUUCGGUGAAGGCUUCCUCACAGAGUCCAGUGGUUUGUGUAGACUCUCAAACAGAGGCUGUAGGAGGAAGGGAUGAUGAAGGGGGAAUGACGAGCCCAGCUAAAUCCUGUCAGUCUUUGUCACAGGACCAUGGAGACACUGCUAACAACAGCCAGAAGGAGAAAAACGGGGCAGAUGAAGUGGAAGAAAAGAUGGAGGAAGAAGGAGAGAAUCAGCAGGAGAGCAGACCAGGGGCUGAUGCUGCAAGCCUCUGUCUGGAUCUCUCUCAGAGUCAGAUGCUCUCUCCUGAGCCCAUGGAGGAAGAAGGCCAUGAAGAGGAAAAACAGAAAUCCCCCCUCUCUCACUCCAGGAACGAGGGAGGUGGGGAGCAGGAGGUGAGCUGCGGCAGCAUCAUUGUGCUGGAUGAGAGCGAGAGGAGCUCCCAGCUCCUUGAGAAGGAGGUGACGUCACCAUUCAAGAAGGGCGAGGCUCAGCUAAUAGGAAGCCAGAAGUGUUUGAUGUCGUCAAAUGGCACAGGGUCUCAGCUGAAGGACACCCAGCCUGAACCAAUCAGACUGUCUCAUGCUGAAAAGGGAGUGUCUAAGGAAACAGAGGGGCUCCAUGACAAGAGCCUCAAUGACAGCUCUGGAGAGAUCCCAUUCCACUUCACUCUCCCCAAAGAAGGUGAGCAUAUUGGCCCAGCUGUGAGUGCCACUCCUCCUCUGAUCAGCCAAUUGAAGCAGACCCCAAGACACAGCACUCCGAUUGAGAUGACUUCAUUCUCUGAGAAGUCUGCGGCAGUAAGUGAUGUUUCCGCUGAGACUGUGAUGGCAACCAGUGACAUCACGGCAGGGGAGAGUGGCGAGGACACACCCGAAGGGGCUGAUGGGAAACUGAGUUUGCGAAUGAAGUUGGUUACCCCUGUGGAUGAGGGCAGCUCUGAGUGCUUCAGCCUGCAGAAACCUCAGCUGUCAGCGGAGGAAGGCUCCGUCUCCAAGGUUACCACCGUUGCCAAGGCUGUAACCAGUUCCCUGGCUAGCUCCGUGUUCAGCAGGGUGAGGGAGGCCCACAAACAGGGGGCGGAGGACGUGGUGGCCCAGCCCGGCAGCCCUGGAAGCCCUGUCAGAGACGAACUGUUCAGCUCGCCGUUACAACAGAGAAGCUUCCCGAAAGAACCCCUCUCCUCUCCCCCUCUGGGAGGCAGCAGCCUCCCUAACAGUCAGUCUGAGCCGCCCUCCAACCCUCGUCAGCGGAUGACGAGUCCGUUGCCCGCGGGGCUUCGAGAAAAAGGGCCUUCGUCUGAACCGACCACCCUGGGUCGUCCUGCCGCGUCUACCCCGCAGACAGUGGCAGCAGCUGGGGAGAGCGAGCUCCGUGGGGCCCCAGAACCAACCUCUGGCACCAAAGCCUCUUCCUUCCGACAGAGGGCUGUGUCUCAGCGGACAAGCUUUGAGAAUAUUAUUUCUCCCGGUUCACCCAGCAAGAGAGGGGGGUCUCAGCAGACCAGUUUUGAUGGUGCUGGCCCCAGAUCUCCAGCAGCCAGGGGCGCACCAGAGACCCCACCCUCUAGGCGUGCUGCUGUCCCCGCCCACCACAGACACGUGCGGACCAUCCAGGAAGUGCGGACAACGGUCACGCGCAUCAUCACAGACGUUUAUUACGAGGACGGGAGAGAGGUGGAUCGCAAGGUCACUGAGGAGUCGGAAGAGCCUGUGGUGGACUGCCGGGUGUUGGACAGUGACAUCUCUCCGUGUCGCACUGGCAGCUCCAUGACCUCCGGUGACCUAGGCGACGUCAGCUCUCUCUCCUCCAAGGCGUCCAGCCUGCAGCACAGCUCCGGGGGCAACAGCACGGUCACAGCCUUCGCCCAGCCCGGCCCCAACUUCAUAAUGCCGCCCAGCCGAGGCUCCAAAUCUGCCAGCCCCAGAAGGGGAGGUGGGCAGCAACAGAGGGGUCACAGAGGUCAAGUGGUGGGGUCAGAGUUCAUGGAAAAAAGAGGUCAAGGAGCCCAGGGGUCGCGGGCCUUCAGCCUUCUCACACCCCGCGGAAGGGCCAGGAGGGGCAGGCCUCCGUCCCGCUCGCCCCUGUCCAGGGGGGGAGGCACGGCCGCGACACGUGGCCAACAUCUGUCCUCCUCUGAGGACGAACCAUACACCCGCCUGUGCCCUACCCCGCGCAUCCCAGACAUGCUCCCAAGCCACUCCUCCACAUCUCUCCACACCACCUCCCCAGGGGAAGGCAGCCCACCCGGCAGCAGCUUCGUGGGCCUCCGCGUGGUGGCCAAGUGGUCCAGCAACGGCUACUUCUACUCGGGCAGCAUCACCAGGGACCUGGGCGAGGGCCGUUUCCGGCUGCUUUUUGACGACAGCUAUGAGUGCGAGGUCUCCGGCAAGGACGUCCUGCUGUGCGACCCCAUCCCUGUGGGAACUGAGGUCACGGCACUGCUGGAGGAUGAGUACUUCAGCACAGGUCUAGUGAAGGGCCACAAGACAGAGGCUGGGGAGUUGUUCUACAGCGUGGAGAAGGAGGGCCAGGCUCCAGCCGCUACGGACGCAGGGAGGAAGUGGUACAGCCGCAGCUCAGUCAUCCUGACCAUGGAGCAGGGCAACCGGUUGAGAGAACAGUAUGGGCUGGCUCCCUACGAGCCCUCCACACCCCUGGCCAAGGCCUCCGACAUCAGCCUGGAUAACCUGGUGGAGGGGAAGAGGAAGCGCAGAGGGAACACAGCUGGGGCUCAGGGAACCCCAAAUCGCAGCUCAGACAGCCCUCGGACUCCUGGCCCCUCUGGAAAAAGGAAGCUGAUCAGCUCUGCGGAAGACAUGGAGAGGACACCAGCUAAGAGAGGUCGCAGGGGGGGUGGAAGACCCAGAACCGGUCAGCGGGUGGGUGUGUGUAACACCUCAGGCAGUGGCACCGAUCUCCCCAGGGACCACAGUGAUCUGGUGGAGACCCACGGCCCGCUUCCCCAGAGUCCGUCGCUCUUCAUGGGCUUUGCCUUCAUGUUGACUGUAUCGUCUGAGACCGACCGUCAGACCAACCAGCCGGUCAGCGAUGGCGAGGAGGAGUAUGUGCAGACUGCCCCCUAUAACAAACGCUAUACUGAAACUCAGCUGGAGGCUGGAGGAGGCUUCGUACUCCAAGACUUCAACGAGGAACAGUGCAAGGCUGCCUAUCAGAGCUUGCUGAUUGCUGACCAGCACUGUCGAACCAGGAAGUACCUCCUGUGUGUGGCCAGCGGGGUACCGUGUGUGUCUCACAUCUGGGUCAGAGACUGUUGUAAGGACGGCAAGCUGCUCAACUACAGGAACUACCUGCUACCAGCCGGAGUGGGGCCCAACGAACGCAUCGUGGAAUGGCAUCCCCGCUGCAGCCCGUUCAAGGCUCUGCGGGUCCUGUUGGUGUUUGAGGAGUCAGCCGAGCUGUGGUCUCAGCUGCUGACGAUGGGCGGGGCUGCCUCUGUGAGACUGCACCAAGCAGACAAGGACAGCUCCGACAUACCUAAGGGCAAGUUCGACGUGGUGGUCACAGACCGCAGCUGUCCCCCUUUGGUCCUGAAGAGUGUGACAUCACAGGAAGUACCCAUGGUGUCACCCGAGUGGCUAAUCCACAGUCUGAUCUGUGGGCAGUGCCUGGAGUACCAUGGCAACCCGGAAUAUCGUCAUGACUACUCAUCCUCAUCCUAAUUUGAGCCCUGCCCCUAGUCACACUAAGGUUAGUUGUAGGUAGAAGAUGCCCUUAACUUCAGAUCUAGGAUCAGUUUCAAACACAAUCUGUACUCAAACAAUUAGGAGGGGUUACAUUUUGAGCCUUUUAGUGUUUAGAAGAAACUUGUACCUACUCCCACUAGAGACACGUGAACCAUUUUACCUGUACUGUGUCAGUUUCAUUGCAUGUCUCGGCUACUGUAUAUAGUUUUAACCUGUCUGUUUUUAUGAAAUAAUAAACUGUGACAAAUAGUU